UGCACGGUGUUGAAAAAGAAGCGCUACAUCACACUGUCAACCGUCAACGGGUAGUGAAGAUAAAAGCUAAAAUCACUUCGAAGCAUGAUCAGUGUGCACGGGUUGAAUAGUUCCACCCGCAGCCCCUAUAGCAGCUUUGCGUGAAUUGUCCCCUUAGAAGUGAGAGGAGUCGAGAAGCAAUGGAUUAUUGGAUGGUUGGAGCAUUAUGAAAGCAGGGCAUGCGUUGAGCAGCCAGUAGAUAUGAAACCACGUCAUCGGGGACGCGCUGCAGCCGAAAUCUGGUGUGGCGGACAGUGAGAGAAAGAAGUAGUUACACUUUGGCCCCGUAAAACAACAUGAAUAGCUUGACCGUAUUGCCGCCAGGCAGCACGCCUGCUAGCGGACAGCUCACAGAUGCGACCAGCAGCAAUGGAGGUGGUGCUGGCGUUAGCAGAGAGGAUCGACUGCUAGUGGCUGUCCUGAGUGUAGUGCUGGUACUGUGGAUAUUUUUCUUAUUGCUAUUUGCACGUGUUCUGGGUGCCAUUGCUACCAAAGUCAUCAACAAACUGCGACCCAGCCUUAACGCACACAUUGGGACAAUGACCAUAUCGCUGCUAACUGGAAAGCUCAUAUUGCACGAUGUCCGUCUCACUGGCACAGAUGGGUCGGUGGCGGUGGACAGCUUGACGGUGAUCUUCCGAUGGUGGCGCUAUUAUAAACCUGGUCGACGCUUCAUCCUGCCAAGUAAAGACUGUCCGGACUGUCCGCUGACGGUGCACAUGGAGGGAUUCCGAGGCUACUGGUACAACAGAACGGAUGUAUACAACAACCUGGAGAAGGUCUUCACGGGCAAUCAGGACUCUAGUGUUGAUGUGCAAGUACAAGCAGAGGGAAACCAGAGCAAUACUGGCGAAUCACCAUUGGAUGCAUGGUGGCGAGAAUGGCUACCGGCUGUUCAUAUCCAUAUUGUCACCGCUCAACUCGACAUUGGUAACAACCACUUGCCGACAUCACUGUCUUACCGAGCUGAAACUAUCAUCGGCCUCCUUACCCUGGAAAAGCCCGAGUGUGAGCUGGACAAGGCAAGUUACAUUGCGCAAUGCCGCUCUCAGGGCGUGACGGUCAUGCUACUGCCAUCGCCAGGCUACGAAGGUGACAUGGAAGAGGCACCUCGGUUCGGAAACGAUGGAUUCGUUGUGAUCAAGAGCGGAGUUGUCACGUUCAAAUACCUUCAGGACGAUGCGGGUGUAUGGCCAUUAGGUACAAUUGGUAAUGGCGUGCAGUACAGUAAUCCUCAGUGGCACUUGGACGUCGAGUUCGGUGCAGAACUAACGGGCUCCAGAAGAAGCCGGAUAACUGAGACGACCACCGUCACUUGGGGUCCCUGGGCUGACAGGCAACGGGCCAAUCUGCAACGCUUCUUCUUCCCACAGUCCUACCAGGCUAUGGAAGUGACACCACGGCCAGAGGAAGGCAAGAUUAGGGCACACACGGCGUUCAACUUCAAUGUCUAUUUACGUACGCCGGCUGUCGUUGAGUUUGUCUUCGCCAAUGAGAGUCCGGACACAUCAUCCAUGUACUUAGAGGCCGGCGCAACAUCGUUUCUCAACAUGACUUACCCAUGGCUGGUUGAACCAAGCGGUGUGACAGUUACGACCGACGUUACAUUGGUGGAUGUCAAUGUGUCCACUAGCUUACUCUACAGACCCUGGAUAGACACAGAGAGGUUGGAGCUGAAGCUCGCCCAGAAGUAUCCGCUGGAGUGGAAUGGCGUACAGGACUGGAAGACAACAGUGGCGUUGAGCAACACAGCGUUUGUCUACCUCGAUGCACAUCUAGAUUUAGUAUCAGCACUCAUUGAGGAUCUGGGAAGCAAGGAGGCACCUGAUUUGCUCAGCUUUAUUCCGUACAAGUGGACGGUCGGCGUAAAGCUGGACGAUUUCCGAAUGCUAUGGAUGUGCAAUCAGUACAACUGGCUGGAUUGCUCGCCAUCCAAAGUUGCUGCUGCUGACAAUGCAUCAAUAUCGUUGCAUGGAGAAGAAUUUCUGGUGGACUUUGAGUACCCAAACCUGGAAUUCCAAGCACCAGUCUACAACACCGAGUACCGCCUAAGGGCAAGGAACGUUAUGGCGGAUCUGCAUCUUCCUCGCUGGCACGGUGCACGUGGUUGCUUUGUCAGUCUCGCACAGGCAACGCACGACCAAUGGCUGGCGUUGAUUCCCGAUAGCGUCCAUCGCUUUCACUACACGGGUGAAGAUAUGGACACGGUGAAGUUCUCGACGCCGCGCCUGACACUGAACCGCACACUGUCCGCAGCUUCGGCCGCACUAGCUGGACCGGACGAAGCGAAGACACCGUCACCCGUGCAGGACGAGUGGUUCAGCUGCCUGUGGGCACCGGGUGCCAGCAUAACAUUCCGCUACAAGUCCCACUCGGCAGUGGCGUUUGCAGACGGCGCGUAUCCAGCGCUGAAAGCGGACGCACUGCCCACCAAUCCGCACUGGCACAGUGAGCCCAACAAUCUUCAAAUGGAGCUGAACGUCUCACCGGGAUACUUGCGCCUCUUCGGGUCCCUUCUGCGGCACUUCAUCUUCUUGAGGGAGAACUACUUUGGUGGAUUUCAAAAGUUCCACAGGAUCCCGUCGGCCAGUUUUGCUCGAAUGGCAACUAAGACACGCUUACGUCAGAUGCAGACGGAUGGUGCUGCUGUUCUGGAUGAUGAAGAAGAGGAGGCUCUGGAGCCACUACGGCAACUUGACAUCAAUGUCUCCAUUGUUGUGGACAGACUCCAUGCUAUUCUGCCGAAGCACAUCGCCGCAUCCACUGAAGUCUUGCCCAGCAUCGUAAUGGAAGGACUCACCGUAUCUAUGGUGAAGGAUAUCAAAGAAGGCCAUCUGAAUGUGGCUAUUGGCCCCUGUCAUGUCAAUCUGCGGGGCCCGUUGCAGAGACCACCUCCGGAUGAGAAUUUCAGCGCUGGUUCGCUGAGACUGAAUGGUAUUAAUAUCUGUGCAGAGGGUCUAUACGACGGUAUAGACAAGACAUUUGUGGAGUAUGGCUGGCUAGUUCAUAUGGCACUGUCACCGCUAAUUGGCCAAGUCACCAUACCACAGCUGCACCAAGUCUUUGGCUUUCUCCAGCCAUUCCUGCUGCAAAUGAUCGCCGAGGAAGACCAGCUGAAGAUGCCACCUCCGCUGGAACCCAGUGUACCCAGACUCGGCAGUGACCUGAAGACCAUACUUCCACAGAAUCUGACGGACCGUGCCGAAGUGCUCAAGUACACGAUGAUCAGAUUGAUUGCACCGGGCAUUCACGUCCAGGUGGUCGAGGCAGGCUGUCAGCUCCUGCUUCAGGGUGGCCCAUUUCGCCUGGCCAACUGCACACUAGCCAAUGCAGAGUGCACAGAAGGGUACAGUCUGCAGCUGCUGGACUUUCAGCUCACGCAGUACGUCCAAGAAAACCGCCUGAUCGGCUCCGGCCCCGAUGCUAACCAGUCGAGCCAGUUCCUCGACGCUGGCAACAUACACCUGCCCGAAGUCAGUGUUGACCUGCGGAUGAAGGAGCCGUAUCCACUGGUCAGAGAGCAGCUUGACUUUCUCAUCAAGCACGACCGGUCUACCCAUCGCCUGUGGUUCCUGUGGGAGAACCAAGAGUUCUGUGGCUGCUGUGGCAACUGCCAGUUCAGCUCUGCACAUCUAGAUGAUGAUGGACUGGUGGUCGAGGAAGACCAGGAGGAAUGGACAAACUUCACACGCGCUUGGCUGAGUCCGUAUGGCGACGAAGGGGCCGGCGAAGGCGGCGAGUUUGCCGAAGAAAGCCUAUCCGGACUGUCGGACACCUCGAGUGACUCGUCAAGCUUGCGUGUGGUGGAGCAACCUGGUGUUUACCCACGCGUGUUGUCAGUCUCCUCCACCAGUAGCAGUGGCCAAUCAGACCUAGGAGUAACUCCCGUUCCCACUGAACACCUAUCACCAUGUCGCCCGCAUCAUCAAGUUAAUGAACAAGCACAUGAGUUGGCAGAGCAGCAUGACGGCAGUACAGUUGUGAGCAAAGCUACAGAGCAGCAUGACGGCAGUAUUACGCCUGUGGGUGGGGCGACACCUUCUACCCGCCAUGAUAGCCUCCAUCGCUUCGGGUCCGCUCCGGCCGGAGUAACAGCGGCGGAUGCGGCACGGCGCAGGCGCCUUGGAUCUAAUCUGGAGGACUCGGCAAGUGCUGCUCAACUCGUCGCCGAGAGGAUGUUGAUGGCUGGCAGUGGAGGCGGCGGCAGUCAGCCAGUGCUGUACCAGCAUAGCUACUCGCAUGUCUCAACGCAGAGCAAGGCCAGCAUAGCUACAGCGGGAAGCGAGGCGUUCUUCUCCUGCGAGGAAUUUGAGACCAACGCCUCCACUCCGAGCCUGAAGCCUAGUCAGCUGCGCCGGCAGAUGCUACGACGGCUGAGCCGCCACUCCAUGGGCAAGUCCAAGGAGAAGUCGUCCAGUGAGUCCUCAUUCGUAUCCGCCCUUGCCAGUCUGAAUAGCUUGAGUGGCCAGCGAUCUAUGCCCGGUGAGGUCUCCAGUGAUGAUGUUGUGGGCGGCGAGAGUACAUGCGUGGAUAGCAAGGCAAUCGAUGCUGCCUUGCUCGGUGAGCACAGCACGACGAAUCCAACACCGCUGGAGGCGACAAGACGAGACAGCCGCCUGUCCAUGCAUGAUGACGGUGCUAUAACGAUGCACUACGCUGCAUGCCUGGAUGCCGUGUACGGGGACAACGGCACGGAAAGAGCGAUGUCGCCCACCAACGAACUUCACGAUGCCCGCCGGGAAUCUUUCCGAAGGCGCCCGAGAAAGUCCUACACCUCGACGCCGCUCCACCCGACAAAGCUGGUGCAGCGGACUCCCGUGUUAACUCGCAGCACAUGCGGCAGUCCGACACACAGUGGAACGAUGCCGCUCACACGCCCUACCGGUGCUCCUGGUGUUGGUCAGCGACUUGGUCAUGGCCGAUCAGUGUCCUUACCUGGCCGGGGCUCUGCAAGUAGUGCCUCCGAUGGUCCAGCCACAGGUGAAGUGGAAACCGGCACCCAACAUCAUCCCAAUGUGCACGCAAGCACUAUUCCGGAAGAGGCUGAAGUCCUCAGUGAACAGGAACCUGCAGCGAAUGUGGAGAAAGUGGCGAGAGAAGUGCGUGCUGCAGUUGCAGUACCCAGUGGUAUUGAUUUGCUGAUCACACCACUUGUAGUGGCAGCUAUGCAAAGGUAUUCACAAGUCAUACCAUCGUUUGACAGUACAACCACUCUAGCGUCCACUGUGGACUGGAUACAUGACUCAACGUUGGCCAAGCAUAGUGAACAUGCUGCUCACACUGCAUCCGUCUCGUCUUCCAACGAAUCUGAAGUGCCCAAGCGCACCACCCUCACUGUGGACCUGCCCACUGUGUCCUGUCGUAUCCUGCAAGCGUCCACUGCCGUGCAUGGAGGAACACGCUCUUCCCAGGUCUCCGUAAUAUGUCUUGUGAUCGAGGAGGCGAAGCUCCUGGCACGGCUGUCAACACCAGAUCUUGAUAAACAGCUUUCCAAGCAGGCAGAGCCGCUGGUGUUCCCUGAGCCUGUCCAGCGUAAGCUACCGCAGGAUAUUCUGGCCAGCGUCGAUGUCAAGUCGGUGCACAUGCAGCUCUGCUCACAGGACAAACAUGCUGCGGGACUGUCACCGGACGCGUCUCGCGUCUGCUUCUCGCUGGACUCACCGUUCGGCCAGUUCAGCGAAAGUGGAGAAGUGCAGAGCAGUAUUCUAUGCGAGUUUGGUAUCGAGCGCGCUCAUGGCGCGGUGUUGCGUCAAAGCUGCUCUGCUUCGUCGCAUGACUCACAGUCCGAGGCAACCAUACAUGUGUCUAGUUCAGUCGGUACUUUCUCGGCCCACCGACAACAGUCUGUAUUUGCCAACCCAGCAGCCAUGUACAGCUUUAACCAGGAUGAUCGGCUACCCAUCAUAGACGGUGAUGGUGACCAUGGUGUGGACGUCAGCUCUCCACUUUCCCCGGCGUCCACACGGCCAACAUCCAUGGCGUCCUCUCAGCCACUAGACACGGACAUGGCCAGCAGUGCCGAAGUCUAUGGCUCGGUGGGAGAGGUCUGGGUACAGCUACCAUCGGCUCCCAGGCCCAGUGCUGUUGUAGCCAGUGGAGAGCUGCCGAUCAAUGUCCUCUCCGCUGCUAACCUUGUCCUGGAUAUUUGGCGAGAUCCGAUCACGUCGAUUGUGGCUAGAGCAGUUACGCUGGUGGCUGAAGCAGAGCGAAUCAGAUCACAUGCCAUUUGUGGCUUGUUAGAAGAGUUGAUCAUCCGUAAUGCUGCUGUUGAUGAGCUGACCGUGCUUCACAUUCGAAAGCCAUUCUCCCGCUUGUGCUGCACCGCAAGUGAUUUGCUUAUUGUACGUGCACUGUAUCACAUGCCAAAACAUGUGCUGGGUAGAUGUGUGCCGCAUUUAUCCAGCGAGGACGGUGACUCUCUGGAGCUGACAGAUGUCAAGAGUGGCAUUGUGGCACAAUGCGUUGGCUGGUUGGCAGCCCGGGAGCCUCACGAUACCCUGAGCUAUCGAAGCAGUGAUGCCACGCCUCUACUGGUCAGCCACCAUCGCAAACCCAACACAGUUCGCUCGCGGCCUAAAGCGACCAAGACCGACUACUUGAUGGCAAUUCCCAACAUUGCCCACACCAAGCUUGUGCAACUUACCGCAGAUCUGCGCUGCAUGGCGGAAACUCUAGGUGCGCAGUUACCAGCUGAGGUUCGUAAGUAUUUGACCAAGAACGACCCACCACAGGUGCCCGAAAAUCACAUGGCAAAGUUUGAGAUAUCCGAGAUCUCGGUUCAUGUUUGUCCGUGGUACAAUCCGGGAUCCGUGUCUUUGCCCGACCAAGUGCACAAGGUCAUCUCGUGCCAGGCAUCUUCUCUGAACUUCUGGUCUGAACAAGAAUUGACGACCACUGAACUUCCCGUGCCAGUUUCUGGUGAAGAAGCGGUGCUCUUUGCCAAAGGUGAAAUUUCCGGCAGCUCGCCACAGAAGAUGCGCAAACAGCUGACGCUGAAGCGAAGCAUCCGAGCGCUGGCCUCGCUCGGAGAGGUCUCGAUUGUUCCCAGUCAGGACCUACUGGACAUGGCAGCGUUUCUGGCUGCAUCCAAGGACCAGUACAUUUCCCAGUCCAUGUCAGUGGCAGAGCCGGUGUGGGCACAGCCUGUCCUGGCCCCACUCCAGUCACCAGCGCCAUCCAGUGCUGCUAGUCCAUCACGUGGGAACAAAGCCAGCUGGCAAUCAGUGCAGUACUUCAUAACGGUCUUCUCACGUCGUAUGGCACGCCAGCAGAUGGAGUGGCAAGCGCUGCGCGUCCUGCAAAUGGGCACUGCAUUGGACGAAAGCCGUGAGGGCGAGGGGCAAGAUGAGACUGACACGCGUGGACGGUCAAAUCGUCUCCGAAGCGGGAAGCAGUCACUCGGUGCCGCCAGUCUCAACAGCUUACUGGACAUGGACGAUAGUGAUGAUGAUGACGAUCUGCUUGCUGACUCUGAUCUCAGUGAUGAUGACGGUGUGGCCAGUAACCUUGAAACUGCUCUUGAGUUCCUGCUUGUGCCUGGACAGCCACGGCAGGGCGAUCAGCCGGACUCCAGACCACAGCAUCAACCUGCUGCUGUUGGGCAUGGCGAUGCGGAAAACCCCACUGAGACUGUACGUGGUGAGGCCGAUGGCCAGUCAGUUGAUGACAAUAGGGAAGCAGCUGAGUCUCCUGGCUCUGACCUGACCACCACGGUCGCUGCAUCACCAGAACCACUCUCAGCCGAGAGCACCGUCUUCACGUUCGUUGUAAACAAGUUAAGCCUGACGUGGAACAUCGGCCGUUCAGUGGCAUCAGUGUGCGUGGAGCCAUGCCAUUUUGUUGCCAGUUCUGGCGAAGUACACACCAUCAUUCCAUCCAGCCCGGGCUCAGCUGACUCAAGCAAUGUUCCAUCCAAACCCUCUAAAGGGAAUGGUCUGUCGUGUUCAGCCAGUGUGCCAUCAGUCUCCCUGGAGAUUGCAGCUUAUAGCGGAAAUGGCUUCACACCAUUGCUGUCAGCCACCGUCAGUGACGUGGUGUACCUGAUGUCCAUGCAAAAGAACCGCCAUCACACCCACCGCUUCCACUGCAGUGCGCUCAGGCUGCAUGCACCGCGGCCGUUUGUCACCGUUGCACGCCUCCUGAAUCACAGCAGCAGUGAGAUCGUGACGGCCAUCACCAGUAUGCAGCACUGGAUACGGGUUGGUGAUCAUUUUGCACUGAUGAGUGCUGGAGCUGACUCCCAUGAUACUCAGCAUCACCAACGCCAACAACAGCAUCACCAGCAACAACAGCAGCACCAGCAGCACCAGCAGCGGCACCAUCACCAGCAUCGUCAGCAUCACCAGCAGGAAGUCACGGCAGGUAGCAGUGGUGCUAUUCCCACCAGCGCUGGUGGUGAGAGUAGUACACGUGCUGGUACCAGCGGGGGCAGUGGCAAUGUUCCUGGGGCUGGCAGCACGGGUGAUGUCGGUGCUGGCACGAAGACCGACAAGCUGUUUGCCGGAGAUCACGUCCUAACGUUUGUGCUUGCAAAGCUAGUCAUGGAGGUUAAGUUUGUGCAUCGUGCAAGCAUAGCCUACGAGGUGCAGAACAUUGAGUGCAACGGCAUCAUCUCCGACCAGGAGCACAGUCUCUUUGCCCAGAUCCAGUCGCACACCAUUGCAUGCCACGCCGAUUGCGCUGUGCUGUUCGUUCAGGUCCCGCGGCAACCGCCAUCCACGAUCAAGCUCGUCUUGCCGUCGACUGUGGCCACGGCGGUGCGAAGGCUGUCCGAGCGUGCACCCGGCCCUCGUGUGUCCGUGCGGCGCUUGGCACAGCUACGCCAGACCCUGGUGAUCAACAUGGACAGGUUCACGCAUCGUCUGACAACUGACGCUGUCUACCAACUUGCCGUCAUGCAGAAGAGCUUCAGCAAGGAAUUCGAGGAAGCGAAACGAAUAUGGGAGGAAAAAAGUGCCGAGCUGCUGGCUGCUUCAGUACUUGAGACUGGUAAGCUAGCCCCACCGCAGAUGAAGCAGCAGCUGAAAGAAGAUCCACUACUGAGGGCACGCCACCGAGUCGUGAAUAUCCUACGUUUCAAGUGGCAGGGUAUUCAGCUGACCGCGUCUACUCCGUCUUCAGCUAGUAUCGUGGUGCGCACUGGAUCGGUGUCCGGUGAUCUAGCCCAGCAAGGCUAUGGCUCUGGUUCACAUGACCGUCAUUACCGAGGCAAGAUUAAUUUCUCUCUCACAGCCAAGCUUGGCAAUGCUUUGACGACUGGCCUCUUCUUUUCAGAGGACAGUGAUGAUGCGGCAGCAGAACGCAGAGAGGAUGGCUUUCAAACCCUGGCGUACUUCACGACAUCUGUCUCGCUGCAGAAUAUGCUCAAGGGUGAAAGCUCUGCACACGACCGGUCUGGCGACAAGUCGUCGAGCCUCAGCACCGUUCUCGCCAAUCUCUCAUCACCUCGCAUUUGGUGCUCAACGAAAGCCAUUGAUCCAGCUCUCCGCCUGUGGCUGAACUAUCAAGCUGCUCUGAAAGUAUGGCAACAGCAACAACAGCAACAUCCUCAGCAGCAGCAGCAGCCGAAGGAAAGGAAGCCAGCUGAGGAUGUUGAACUUGCACCACAAGAUGAUGCACAGUCCACCUCCUACCUGCUGCAAAUUCAGCUCCGUGACCUUGGCAUCUGUGUUCCGUUCGCUCUGCCAACAACCCCGGGUCAAGUCAAGUCGCCAACAUCAAGCUUCACGCCGGGUGGUAACCAUCUUCUUCCAGGCCCCAGUCUACUUCUGCAUAUCUCGGAAAUAGCCGUGUCAACGUCGCUUGCCCAUUCCACGGCCAGCCAAGGAACAUUCCGGUUGUUCUCCCUACAGCUCCUGGAAUUCUUCGAUGAAAAGCAAAUAGCCUGGGAGCCAAAGGGCCUGCCCUUGGUUAAUGGCGCCCACGUUCCAGAAGGUACAUGCGUUGUGUGCAGCAGAUCCAUUGUAGCCGACCAUGACGACAAGGAAGAAACACCGGCAGCCGAAGCCCAGACAACCGCCUCUGUCGUGAAUGACAAGGUGUCACUGUGCGUCAACUUCCACAUGGCCGGCAUUGACGCGCACGCCGACACGGACAUUAGCCCGUUGCUUUCCGGCAUGCUGGACGCCUUGACCGCCGCCACGGCUGAUCUCGACAUGGCCGAGGACGGCAGCAGCAGCAACAGCGGCAGCAACGUGGCUGGCGCUGGUAGCGUGGGCGACAGCAGUAAUCGAGUAAGAACGCCGCAACCGUCGUCUCCCGUGCGACAGCUAAACCUAGAGCCCACGUCACCGGGUCCGGACAUCUUCAUGACGCCCGUAGCACAAGCAGCCUACACUGCACCGGAGUUCAACUUGAACGUUACCGAGGCCAAUCUGGCAGAGCUGGAAGAAGCACUGAGAGUACAUGGUCAUGCUCUUGGUGAAGCAAAUCUUAUGGGUAGCAAAGCGGACCAAGAGCAGCAAACACAGCUGUGCAGAGAUCUGGAAGCAGCUAUUUUCCACCGGAAGAAGUUGAUACGCAACCGCCGUGGCGGUUCUCGUCCCAGCAUAGCCAUGAGCAAGGACUGGUCAAUUCUAUUGACUCCAGCAACAGGAGGAACAGCAGGAACCACAACUACUGACGGCAAGGAGGACACGGGGGAUUCUACGGCUGCCAAGCGGCGCAGUUUUGCACGUCGUUCCAGCACGGGAUCGCUUCUAGAGUCGGAAAUCAGCGCGGGACGCGCCAGUCCACUGGCAAUGGAACGGGACAAUGCCCGGCCGGCCACACCCCGCCGCAAGUCGCUGAGACGCUCAAUCACCGGUGCAAUGCAGCCGUUCAGGCACCUGGUCAACAUCGCCAACCAGCCAGACAUGGCACGGCAACGGCGCCGCUCUCCCAGCGCAUUCUUGCCGCCACUGACACUGCCUGGAUCGCCGUCGUCCACCGCGGACGUAGCUUUACCUGCACUUCUUGUGUCACAGCCCAGUGUCGAACAACCAGCAGAUGUCAACGGUACACGGACAGGUGAUGGGACGCACUCUUCAUCGGUGAAAUUCAAUUUGCCAACAACCAAUUCCCGCAGCUCUCUCAGUCCGGACGAUAUACAAUCAUCGCCGUUUGAUGCCGUGACGCCUUUCGAUGACGAUGAUUACGAGGAUGGGGCUGGCCAACAGCAACAGUUCAGACCUGGUGAAGGUGAUGCCGAGGAUACAUCUUCUAUUGGCACGGCAAGAUCGUGGUCCUUUGUUGACCUGGAUAUUGCCAUUGCCAUUAACAUCAACAGUGGCCAGUGCUGCCUCUACCCAGAGCCAUUGCCCAAAGACAACAGAGAAGCACAGCACAGCAAGAGCCGCUCUGGACUGCGUGCAGGCAAUAUGGCCGGAGGACCCUCAGCGAGUGCUACUGCCUCUGGCCAGCCAAAGUCACGCCUGCGUAUGGCCAACAUGUCCAAGGGCGCUGCGGACAGCACGGUUCUCCUCAUUCCUGGACUGCACAUCACAGCCGCGUACAACACAGCCACGUACAAUGCCGAUCCCACAACAGGCACUAUUCAUCUGACUCACAUGGCUACCAGUCCGAACCGGGCAGACAUGGCGUCGCUAAACUUGGAUAAAGCACACAAUGCUGUUGUCAACCAGCGGCGCUAUGGUACUCUGCAUGUUCAGCUCAUAGUGGAAUCCUUGCCAGAAGAGAUGGUCAUAAAGCCAAGUUUCCUGGCAUUUCUCGAGAAGGUCCUUGUGAAGGGUAACUUUGCUACAGGCGUGCCUGCUGCCAAGCCUGCUCAGGGACUGUCAACAAUUUCCGAGAAGGAUGACGAUGAGGAGAGGGGCAAGAACAGUCCGGAGGCAGAUCAUCGUCCUCCCAGCCCAACGUCCACCGUGUCGGGCCAUUCCACCACCACCGGCAGCUCGGGAUCGUCGAGCGGCGUGCCCAUUGACGUUCUUCUCCUCGUCCACGUCAAGCCAUCCUACAUUCGCCUCAGCUGCAUGCCCUGGUCUUCACUGGAGUGCAUACUCAAGCUGCCCUCGGUCAAUGUCUCACUGGCCAACCUCUCGCCCAAACUGCCGCUGAACAUGCCGUCAUGGAUGGACAGGCCCAGUGCGUCGGUGGCUGGCGAGUUCAACUCCGAACUCAGCGGUGUCUUCCUGACGGGCACGUUGUCUCGCUGCUCAGUUCUCUUGGCCUUGCCCUACUCUGCACCGUACGCUGGAGCGGGUACGAGCAGCACAGGACUGGCCGGUAAUGUCAGGAGAAAGGAAUCGCUGUUCGUAGAGCUGUCGUCGAUCAAGGUCUCGCUGUCUCGCCAGCACUUCCCUUCGCUGCCGGACCGAGUUGGAACAUUCAAUGUACUGGUCUCAGGUCUGGCCGAGAUAGACAUGGCUGAGUUGAAGUACGACACUCGGAACAUUGGCGACAUUGCAGCCUUCAUCAAGGCCUGGUCUCAGACCAGACUCAUUGAGAAGCUGCUGCUAACGCCUGACGACUCCAGUGGUGCUGUCUUGGAGCCAGAAAAGUCGCAGCCUGAUGUGACUAGCAAGGCAUCGUCAUACGAUGAUGGUGAAGUACUGGUGCUGAUCGGAGGUCGCCUGGCUCACGUCUUGGUACACACCAAUCUCGCACAAGUCAUGGCGAAAACUGAAUUGUCAAUGAGAAAUGUGGACUGUCAGAGUCGAGUGCUGCUGGCCGGUGGUUCCAAGAUGCAGCAUGGCUCCGUGUCGCUGACGGUCACCGAAGCGCUGCUGGACGCGCACGACGGCAUCGUGUCUGGCCACGUCGAAGUCACUCGGGAGCUGAGCCUGCACGGGGUGCGCGACGGUGACGCCCUGCUGCUGCAGGCCAAUCUGGGAAUGCUGGAGGUGAACGUUGAGUAUAUGCACCAGUCGGUACUGAUGGUACAGGUUGCACGCCUGGUCACCGAGAUCAGUUCCCCGCGGCCCGAGGAGGUCGACUCCAAGCUACUCUGGAAAGAGGUGGAUGUCAUCCUCAGUGGCAAUACGAUUCCUAGCAUGAUCAACAUCAGCCUGCGCCUGUCCGAAUUCAUUGAGCAGCAGCGCAAGGCUAUCAAGCGAGCUCUGGGAUCGCUGUUCCCCACGCAGGACAGCCACCACCGUUCUUCUCUGCGAGCGCAGACCGGAACACCAGCUACCCGCCGUCAAAGCAAUCACUUCCAUUGGUACUGGCUGAUCCGCGACGCCAUGAAGUCCGACGAGAAUGCCACUGCCUCGCCGGCUGCAGCUCAUCACGGCACAGCCACUGCUGCUCAUUACGAUCGUGGCGACGAGGAUGACAGCGUGGCUGGCCAGUCUCGUCCUAAACACAUGACUGCCCACGUACUGCUGCAAGGUAAUCAGCUGCUGGUGGCGGCGUUCCACGGCGGCAAUUUCCGCGAGUCCAAGUGGGCCGUGUUCCAGUGGUGUCAGCCGCUACAGAUCGACUUCAGCGCGUCGUUCAUGGAGAAGACAUCCAUGGAAGAUGUGGUAACUAGAGAGCUGGGCUCACGCGGCACGCACUGCAUCACCCAGGCGCUGCGUGUACGCCUCGGCUCUGAGAUGCUGCGCGUGGGCAGUCGGCAUGGCCAGGAGUCGGGCCUGACGGUGAGCGCCACCAACCCUCAGCAGAGGUGCUUGCUGGUGCAGCAUGUACAACGCCAGCGUAGCCACUGCCCGACGCAGCGAGACACGGUCAGCGACUGGAUUAAGUACGUCAAGCCGUGUGGCAGCAGUGGCAGCAGCGUCCAGGAGCAAGACUCGCAUCGCCUGCCGCAAGCCAACGUAGUCCUGUCCUUGCCAGCGUUCGUACUAACCGUAGACACUGACCAGUGGAUGGACACCAGUAAACACAUCCAGCAGCUCGGCAAGACGCAGCAAGACUUCAUUCCUCAGCUGGCUGUCUUCUGCCAGUUUGACUCCACGUUCAAAACGCCUCUCCUGGUUGCUACCGACGUCAGCCUGUACAUUUUCCUACGCAAGCUUGUAAUGGGAUACAUCGAGAGAGCCGGAACAAUGACGGACCAGAGCAGUCGGGGCAGCGGGAGUGCAGCACCGAGCAGCACCCGCUCGCAGAGCGAGACUGGCGAGGCGCCGUCUCCGACGCGAGAGGUCGACUCUCACCGCACCUACUCCACCACGCACUGGCAGCUUCAGCCGCAGCUCCAGCUGCUCUCCUGGGCCCCAGGGAGUGUUCACUUUCAAAACCCGCCGUUCGAGUGGCUUAUAGAGAUGCUGGGAUUCAAGCAUCCCCGUGACACUAUUCCAAAGUGGACGCAGAGAACGCUGAUGGACCCUCUAGACAUGUUGAUGGCAAUACUGUCCAACAAUGUCGAUGACAUCCGCAAGGUCAGUAAGAAGUGAUCUAGCUACGAGGGUAGCCAGAUCAUCGUCAGCAUACACGCAGUGAGGUCUAUGUUGUACGCAUGUGUCACCUUAGUUGUGUAAGUGUGUGUGUGUGUGUGUGUGUGUUUGUGUGUGUGUGUGUGUGUGUGUGUGUGUGUGUGUGUGUGUGUGUGUGUGCGUGUGUGUGUGUGUGUGUAUUUUAUGUUGCAUCAUGCCGAACACAGCACUAGCCCAGGUUUCAUUAGUGAUUAAAAUUGUACGCUUGCUGCCGAAACUCACACACACGAUGCUGCUAUGCCAACAAUGCAUUGUGAACUCAAGUUGUAAGCCCUGAGAUACCCUUGAUGCUAAACCGACUCGUUGACUAUCAUGGUUUGUCUUGUUACCUGUUUUCGUGUGCAUAUGAUGUACUAGUAUGGUUCUUUGGGAUUUUUCUUCAACAAAUUUUGAGAUUUUUUAUCGUGGACUUGGUGAUUUUCCUUAAUCAUGUAGCAUUUAUGUUUUAUCAGGGGAAUAAUAGUACUAUUUUUUAAAUAAAUCUUUAUCAUUCUGAAUGUAGGUUUUUCUUAUCAUUGUACUUACAUACUUACUCAGAGGAGGAAAGAGAAGGGCUACAAAACCCUCUAUACUAUCUCCACAACAAUAUCACGACGUUGGAAUACAUGAUUCAUAUAAUUAUCUUUCUAUUAGUCUUGAAUAUGUGUGCAGUACAUGUACAUGCUUUGCUGAUUA
Molecule: messenger RNA, 15086 nt
Organism: Sycon ciliatum
Lineage: Eukaryota; Metazoa; Porifera; Calcarea; Leucosolenida; Sycettidae
Product: bridge-like lipid transfer protein family member 1
Exons: 51
Coding region: 336-14372 (4678 amino acids)
Biological process (GO): synaptic vesicle endocytosis
Source: RefSeq, a predicted model, not a curated record